Messenger RNA from Vicia villosa (hairy vetch), 2952 nucleotides. RefSeq lists its product as uncharacterized. The coding region runs from base 209 to 2674 and encodes 821 amino acids. The transcript has 2 exons. NCBI's taxonomy places the organism in Eukaryota, Viridiplantae, Streptophyta, Magnoliopsida, Fabales, Fabaceae. The record is from RefSeq and is a predicted model, not a curated record.
GAUCCAAAUUGAAGAAAAGCCAUGUCAUCAAAGUGAGUCAUUAAAAUGGUUAGAGAAAAGAGACAUGUGUCACUUGAUCCAUCAAUUAAGGGAAUAGAGUUAACAAGAAAUAUUCUCUUAAUCUUCUAUAAAGGGAGCAUUGAUUAGCAUCAAAGAUAAUACUUGUUUGAAUGGUUUGGAGGCAGCCAUCCAAAGACUCAACGCCACAAUGAAAACAUUCAUGGAAAAGGAAGAUGUACGUUAUGCUGAGUAUAAGAUGUUACGCACAACUAAUGCCUUGCGUUUAGACCGCGUUGAGGAGCAAUUGGUUGCACUUAAAGUGAGCUCUGCUUCUAAUGGUGAUUUGGACUCAUUUCUGCAAUCUCCAGAGAAUCAAUCGUUGGUGAUUCUUACAAGAAUGACCGACCAACCGCAAGAAGAGAUCGAUGAUUCUGAUUUGCUCGAUGUUGAGGUAUUGACUACCCCAUACACGACUGCUGAGACGAGUACUCUUUCAGAAGCUUUAAGUGAAACUUUAUUAGUUGUUGAUGCUUCUAACCUGAGUAGUGAUCGAGUCAUUGAGCCAUCGAUUUCCAAUUUUUAUGUGGUUUCCACAAUCAAAGAUUUUAUUCCUUCCAUUGUCGGGCACGAUUGUUAUAGCAAGAAGAAGACAACAACCGAAGUCGAUAGCAAGCGACCGGGGUCUUUAACGGUGAUUGUCAGAAGGAAUUUAAGUCCCGUUGUGACGCUUACCCUGCCUAUGAUUCCUUUAUUGGAUCCAUAUGACUUAGUCUUCAUUCUGCCGCCGCCGCUCGCACCACCAUGGCUACAUCACUCACUUUACACAAGACCGCUUAAAUCAUUAACCUCAAUCAAGGUAAACAACCUUAUUCACUAUCUCCAAUUUAAGCAGAAUAUUUUAAUUGGAACUCAAUAUCACAACACACCCAUAAUUGAUCCCCAAAUUCCAAGUGUUUGUGUGUUAACAUGUUAUUCUUAUGCUUAUAAGAAUACUGUGUCCUUAAUUGAUGCCCACUAUCUGUUUGUCAAAAUUCCCCUCACAGUUGAUUUCUCUUUUGACACUUUUACAAGCUUGUUGAGUAUGAUGAAAAUUAUUGGACAAAUAGAUAUGGACUCCCAGUAUUCUGCAAGUAAUAAUUUGCUUCAUAAUUAUCAUGUUUGUAGUAAUGGUUUUCCAUCUAGUGGACUUGGACUUGAGUUUGGUUUAAUUUCUAUUGUUGGAUCAGUCCCCCUUUCAUAUUAUUUAUUGGCUAGCUUUGCUUGUAAUUCUUGUGGUAUGAUUCUGAAUCGUAACCUAAGCUGUCAUGAUUUUGUGAGUCUUUUCUAUUGCUGCCACAUUGAGCUCUUACUAGUAUUAUACUCAUCUCAUUGCCAAACCAAACUUAAGGGUGGGAAUUGGUUGUCAAUUAUGAUUGUUGAAAGAACUGCUCAAGUUAAAUUACAAGAGCUACUGAGCUUCCAUCAUUUUGCUAUGUUAAAUGUGGUUGUUGUGUAUGACUUGACUCUUAAUGGAGUUUUGGGUUGUAAGGUCAUGCCACUACAAAGUUUUGAUGAUUCUAGUGGUAAUCACAAUUCACAUUCAAGAUAUAAGAACUUGGACUUUAGCAUCUCAGUGGAAUGCAAGGAAUUAAUUUAUGCCUAUUUCACUGGCUCUGAGUUGGAACUCUCGGGUGUUUUUCUUGGCUUGGAUAAGCUUGUUAAUAAUGGUAAUUUCAACCUCUCUAGCAUUUCAAUGGUUGGUUCAUUUGGAUAUCCUGUUUCACAAUGUGCUUUUCCUACCAUUAACUAUGAUGUUUGGUUUCAAUCUACAAAGUUUAAAUGGCUUACAUAUAAAUAUCUCUCAAAAAUUGUCAUUGCUGCAUAUUUCAUGAUAAUAUAUAGACUUUGGAUUUGUCAUGAACUAUACAUAUUGGUUCAGUUCAAAGUAAUGCAUAUUCACUUCCUUGUUGUUAAAAUCACAUUCCAAGAUAUGUGUGUGGUUUCCAAGAAGGAAAAAUGGUGGAGGAAGGUCACUGUCUUGGGUUUAAGAGCCAAACUUCUUGUAGUUGACAUCACUACAAUCCAAAUGGUAAUGUUUGUUUCUAAUGAUGAGUUAUUUAGUAAGGAUCACCCUUGUUCCUUGGCUGCCAAUAAGAAUGAUAAUUGCUUAGCUCAUGCCCAUGCAACACAUGAUGACUUAUCUUUUUCACCUAUUUUCUUUGAAAAGUUGUAUGAGAGACUUAUCAAUGGACUGAAUUACAAAGCCACAUGCUUUGGCAAAUUGGGAUAUACAUUAGAUGCAGGAUGUGUGGCUGUUAUUCAAACCUUAUACCCCAAAGUCAUAAACAACGGAAGACUCGAUACUUUUGUGACAUGGGCAAUAAUUGUUUGGACUAAACAAGGGCCAAUUGCACCAAAGUUUUAUAUAUUGUUUAAUGCUACAAUUGUUAAAUGGGAUCCAGGUGGUUAUUUUAUUUUCAUUAUGAAGAUUCACUUGACAUGGAAGUCACUUGAAAGGAUGCUUUUAUUACUUAUAUGCAUUGUUAUGAUUUCAACCUUGAGGACAAGGUUGAUUUUUAAUGGGGGUGGUAAUGUUAUGAUCCAAAUUGAAGAAAAGCCAUGUCAUCAAAGUGAGUCAUUAAAAUGGUUAGAGAAAAGAGACAUGUGUCACUUGAUCCAUCAAUUAAGGGAAUAGAGUUAACAAGAAAUAUUCUCUUAAUCUUCUAUAAAGGGAGCAUUGAUUAGCAUCAAAGGUAUGGAAGAAAAUUGAUGAAUCACUCCUCUCUCCCCUUUGGUACUCUCUUGAGAGUAAUGAUUAAGUCUUAUACUUAAUCUUCUUUUAUCCUCUUACUAGUUCCUUAAUUUGUCAGUUUGCAUUGUAUUCACUUAAUUCCUAUUGGAUUGUUUCUAAUGAAUUCUAUAUAAAGUUACAUUUCUCCGAUUGUCUAUAUUUUCUCUGUAUUCCAUAUUUCC